Diachasmimorpha longicaudata is the source of this 4814-nucleotide messenger RNA. RefSeq names its product ubiquitin carboxyl-terminal hydrolase 20 (gene Usp20-33). Gene Ontology annotation, cellular component: cytoplasm. The record is from RefSeq and is a predicted model, not a curated record. NCBI's taxonomy places the organism in Eukaryota, Metazoa, Arthropoda, Insecta, Hymenoptera, Braconidae. The transcript has 4 exons. Gene Ontology annotation, biological process: protein deubiquitination. The coding region runs from base 403 to 3120 and encodes 905 amino acids. Gene Ontology annotation, molecular function: cysteine-type deubiquitinase activity; zinc ion binding.
GUAUUAAAAAAACAUCUCACGAUUGGUGACAUAUUUUUUCUUCACUUUGAAAAAUAAAAUCUUUGCGACUUUUGUUUGGUUGUGUUGGUGAAGCCUGGACACCACACAUACAGAAAAAAAAUCUAGUGCACUUCGUUCCCUGAAUAUUGGCUCAAUCGCCUUAGCCAAGAUACAGUUGACAAUUCGCCUCUCCAAUGACAAUCGUUUUCGUGGUUGAAUACUCUGGUUAAAAGUCCGACGAUACUCAUCGUUUCUGCAGAUCAUCGGGGGAAUGUAAAUUAUUGCAAUGUGAUAAUUGAUGAUAACGAGGGGAGAACAAUCCAAAAGUCACUACGUCGAUUUGAAUGACUAAUGAUUUUGAUAAUUAACAAAUGUUGAUUGGCUUGCGGUUUACUUGGAGUCAUGCCAAUCGUAGCACGCAAUUGUCCACAUAUUUUAAAUCAUGGGGAUCUCAGGAUCAUCGAGGGAGUGUUUUGUCAGAAGGAAAGAUUUAUCAAAUGCAGUGAUUGUGAUAACGAGGGCCCUGAUCUCUGGCUAUGCCUUUAUCCUGAUUGUCGAUCGGUAGGAUGCACCGAGACACAUCUUGAUCAUAGUACACUGCACAAUAAUAAGCAUCCUAUGCACUGUGCACAUAUGAAUCUGUCAACGAACAGAAUAUGGUGUUACAUGUGCGAGAGGGAGGUGAUUACAAGGCAUAUUCCAUCACCUCCUAGUUCACCGACGCAGAUAGAUGUCAAGGGUGGAGGAAACAGGUUUGUCGGUGAUGGACCGGGAGGUGUUAAUCAUAAGGCGGACACUGAUAGCUUCGGAAUUCUACUGGACAGAUUUUACACCAACUACGAUGUCAAGUUCAGCUCUGAAAGAGCCGAUGAUUCAGCGGACAGUACAGAUUCGGAAGAAAGCCGAGACUUUGGUGGGAAGCCGCGUGGUCUCGUGGGCCUUCAGAAUAUCGGAAACACCUGUUACAUGAACUCAGCCCUCCAAGCCCUCUCCAACGUUGUACCAUUGACCCAGUAUUUCCUAGACUGUGGCCAAGCGGUCUCCCACAUCAUAAAAGAUCGGAAGCCGGGGCUGAGUUUGAAUUACAUGAAUCUGGUGAAGGACAUGUGGAACAGGAAGACUCGAGGCUACGUCGUUCCUAAUGGAAUUCUCUCCGGGAUUCGGGCAGUGAAUCCAAUGUUCAGGGGAUACCACCAACAUGACACUCAAGAAUUCCUCCGAUGUUUCAUGGAUCAACUGCAUGAGGAAUUAAAGGAGCGAGUGGAGGAGGAUCGAGAGCAACAUGUGUACUUGAAAGUAACCGAAUCCUCCGACGAAGAAGACCCGGAGAUGGAUGGUACGACCUCUAGUCAAUCAGACGCGGAAUACGAGACCUGUGACUCUGGAGUCAGUGAGCAGAGUUCCACGAGUGAUGAUGGUGACAGAGGUACAAAGCGUCGUUAUUCUCGUGUUUCUCAAUCCGAAAAACUUCGUAAUAAGUUCACAACCCGAAGCCUGAAAAAACCCCUCGACGACCAGUACAAUCAACCCCAAAGAUCUCUCCAAAACUCUCCAACGAAACAUCGAGCCAAAAAGCAAAUGAAGACCCGCAGCAUCAUCAGUGAUAUUUUCGACGGCAAACUCCUGAGCUCAGUCCAAUGUCUGAUGUGCGAUCGAGUGUCUACCCGUGUGGAAACUUUUCAGGAUCUCUCUCUGCCUAUUCCCAGCAGAGAUCACAUUGAUAUGCUGCACCAGGGUUCACUGACACCCCAGAAACCCGGCCCCUGUUCGGAUGUUGUCUACGUAACUAAUCAAUCAGGUUGGAUCUCCUGGUUAGUUCAGUGGAUGCGAUCCUGGUUCUGGGGGCCUGUUGUCAGCCUUCAUGAUUGUCUCUCUGCCUUUUUCAGUGCCGACGAGCUCAAGGGAGACAACAUGUACAAUUGUGAAAAAUGCAACAAGCUUCGAAAUGGAAUUAAAUUUUCCAAAAUGUUGGAUCUACCAGAAAUUCUUUGCAUUCAUCUCAAACGUUUUCGUCAUGAACUCAUGUUCUCCUCGAAAAUAGCUAACUACGUGUCCUUUCCCCUAGAUGGAUUGGACAUGCGUCCAUAUCUCCACAAAGAUUGUGUGUCUGAAGUUACAACUUACGACUUGAUAUCUGUUAUUUGUCACCAUGGAACAGCUGGUGGUGGCCAUUACACAUGUUAUGCACUGAACGCAGAUAUUAAUCAGUGGUUUGAGUUUGAUGAUCAAUGCGUGACACAGGUAUCGCCCGAAACAGUAAAGAAUUGCGAGGCAUAUGUGCUUUUUUAUAAAAAAAGUUCACCCGAAAUGGCGCAGUGUCGUGAUAAAAUAGUUGAGCUGUUGGAAAAUUCUUCCCGCGAGCCUCAGUUGAAUUUCUACGUAUCCAGGGCGUGGAUCAACAGGUUCAAUACUUGCUCAGAACCUGGAGUGAUUGAUAAUUCAGAUUUUUUGUGCCCUCAUGGAGGAGUCAAUCCAGUGAAAGUUAACUAUAUUGAUAAGUUGAGUAGACCACUACCACAGGCGGUCUGGGAGCAUCUCUACAACUCAUUUGGAGGUGGACCUGCUUGUACACAUUUGUAUGAAUGCCCUGUUUGCGUUGAGAAUUAUGAAACCCUCCAGAAGAGGAGGAAAUACGAGUUGGAGGUGUUCCAGAGGUUCAAUAAUAUGGAGAAUCCUACGGCUAUUUAUGCGCUGGCCAUGGUUUGGCUGAGGCAGUGGCAGAGCUUUGUUAAGGGAAAAGAGACGCAGCCUCCUGGGCCUAUUGAUAAUUCGUCAAUUGUAGUUACAAUUAAUGGACAGAAAGUACUAAAACCCGGUUCAGAUUGUAGUCAAGUAUCCGAAGAAGUGUGGCAAUUUUUCCUCAACAUUUAUGGCGGUGGUCCUGAGCUAAUGCUUCAACCCUGUCAACGAUCGCCAACCCUCCAACCAAAUAUAUCUUUACAUUCCACAUCGGCACCAAAUCUGAUGGAACAGAGCCCAAAACCAAAUCGCAUCGAUGUAAACACAAACAAAGUAACAAUCACCAAAAGUACAGAGACGAUAUCCCAGCAGGACAGUGCUAUCGAGAGUAUCGCGUCCGACAGUGAUUCGAUGAAAUCCCAAAGGGACUCCGUGGGAUAACAUCGUUGUUAGAUAAAUAUAAUUCUCGAUUGAGUGAUUAAUUAAAAUGAGUGAAGGAGUGGUAACAAUAUUCAAAUUAACAUUCCUCGAGCAUUAUGACAUUUUUCUCGUAAUCAUUUAGUGAGAAAAAGUCAAAUGAAAUAUUUUGUUUGACAUUUCCUUGUCUAUGAAUAGGUUUCUCCAGUUUUUUCUCUCAAAACUACUUGCAUUUCAGGGAUUUAUAUCAGUCAUAAAAUUUUACCAAAUUGAUCUCUUCUCCAAGGCUGUUAUACGAUUCCCAGGAAUUUUAAUUCUUGAAAAUAAAAACAGGUUGUGAGAUUUAGGGAGGAAGAUUGUUUUGGUAACUACAAGGACGGUUGAAACAAUAAUUAUUAUACAACAUAAAAUUGUCUAUUUUGAGCUUGAUUGCCACUUCAGAUUGCCAUUUCAUUCCUAACAUUAUUGUUGAAUGUCACCAAUUCUGACGUUUUUAAUUCUAAAUCAAGAAUACGUUAUUUACUCAUCGUUUUCAGUUAACCACUCCGCUUGAGUGUGAAGGAUCGAUUUAGUUGUAUUCUUUAUAUGCUAAUAGUCAAUUUUUUUUUAUUUCCUUGAAGAACUUGGGGCUACGGCUAUGUAUUUCAUGUAAUCACAUGAUUGAGUAUUAUUAUCCUAGAAUUUUUUCGUUGUUGAAGUUUCAUUCGAUCUCUGUCACAGGCAACCGCCAGUUGAUUCCGAAUGGAAUAAUGAUGGAUUUAAUUUAUUAUUACGUGAAAUGCGGGAUAUAUUUUCAUAAAAAUUUCAUGAGGCACUCUAAUAUGAGUUCUUAACACCUCAAUUGUUCUUGAGUUCUUGUGGAACUGAAGAAAAAAUUAGAAACUUCGUACCAAUUGUCUUGUUAUAGCAAUGGGUUUUAAAAAUUUAUGUUUUAUGGAUUUAGGUAAACCGUGUGGCCUCAUUUCAUAAAUAUCAUUCAAAACUUAUAGAAAAUUGUCCAAAAAUGAGAAUCAGGGAAUGUUGUUUACGUUCGGAUUUUAACGCUUGUUACUUUUCUGUUUUCUUUUUAUGAUUUUCCUAUUUCAUUUGUUAUACCUUGGAUGUACAAAGGAAAUUUAGUUUUUAGGAAAAUUCCCCUGACUUUUUUUUGUUACACGUGAUAAAACAUUCAUGUUGGUCAAUUGCAUUAUGCAGAUUGGCAACAUUAAAUUUAAAUUUCAAUUAGCAAUUCAAUCGAUCAAGUAAUUUGAUAAAAUGUCAGGUUCAAUUCAAUUAAUUUUACAAUAUAGAUCUUUUACAUGAUAAGAAUGUUGAUAGGAAAAUAUUCAAUUUAAUGAAUGCAAGUUUGAUCGUCGCUUUCGUUUAUCUUUGUUCAUGUAAAUUAAAUUGUAGUUCUAUUUAAGAGAAAAAGAGAGCGAUGCAGCCGAAAGACGCAUGAUUCUGCAGUGGUAAAAUGAUGUCAAACGCAUUUAAUAAAUUUCCAUUUCGCUAAAUCCACGAAUUCGGCAUUUAGUAUGCGUAUGGAUUUGAUAAUUGUACAAUUCUUUUUGUUACCGUAAAAUAAUUGAAUUGGUGCAAUAGAAUUUAUGAGAAUAUAGAGGGAGUAUUUUUGAGCGAUUAUAAAAAUCGAUUCUUAUAACGAAGAAAGUCCAUGGAAUUUCGGAGAAUGUAAUAUUGAUGAGAUGGAAAUAAUUAAAUUGAUUUCUUUAUUUAUUGAA